UGAGACAAGUAGAAAGCAUGGGAAAUGAAAGAAGAGUUUGGUGGAGACGAGGGUUUCACCCAAGUGUCCCUCUGCCUCUGCCUCUGCCUCUGCCUCUGCCGCAUAAUAUAUACAUUUAUUCAAAUUCAAGUGCUAUCUGAUCUCUGCAUUUCAUUUCCCAUUAUGGAUGAUAUGGAUGAUUCCGGAAGGCCGCUGAUAUUAAACGAGGCCGUGCAGGGCUCUGUCGACCACCGAGGGCGUCCGAGCCAGCGAUCAGAGUCCGGGGGGUGGAGGGCGGCGGGGAUGAUAAUUGGGGUUGAAAUUGCGGAGCGGUUGGCAUUCUUCGGGAUAAGCACAAAUCUAGUAACCUACUUGACAGUGGAGAUGGGGCAGUCCAUGGCCACCGCCGCCCAGAAUGUAAAUCUCUGGAUGGGAACCGCGUCUUUGCUCCCACUGCUUGCCGCCUCUUUCGCCGAUUCCUUCCUCGGACGCUACCUUACAAUUCUCCUCGCCUCCGCUCUUUACAUCCUGGGACUCGCACUGCUGACACUCUCAGCUAUGCUUGCUUCACCAAACAGUUUCCAGGGAUCAGCUUCGGCCGCCACGGGAGGUUCAUCUCGACCUGUUCUUGAGGUCGUGUUGUUCUUCAGCGCUUUGUACUUGGUGGCAUUUGCACAAGGUGGACACAAGCCUUGUGUUCAGGCAUUUGGUUGUGAUCAAUUUGAUGGGGAACAUCCUCAAGAAUACAUAGCCAAAUGCUCUUUCUUCAACUGGUGGUACUUUGCCACUACUCUUGGAUCCUUCAUUGCUCUCAUUAUUUUAAGCUACAUUCAAGACAACCUCGGUUGGGGUCUCGGCUUUGGCAUCCCCUGCAUCUCCUCGGUAGCUGCUCUCGUCGUGUUCUUGCUUGGGACUCGAACUUACCGUUUCUUAACGGUGGCCAACAAUAAGGAGAAACCAUUCAUGAGAAUUGGUCGGGUUUUCGUCAAUGCGGCCCGAAAUUGGAGAACGACAUCUUCGGACGUUGUUAUUUUGGAGGAAGGUCAAGAUGCAAUGCUUUAUCAAAGAGCUGGACAAUUGAGGUUCCUUAACAAGGCCUUGGUUGCUCCAAUGGACUCCGAUAAAGAUGGAAAAACGUGUAACAUAGCGGAGGUUGAGGAAGCAAAAGGUAUCCUAAGGCUGAUUCCCAUUUGGAUAGCAAGCUUGGCAUAUGCCAUCGUUUUAUCACAAUGCUCUACCUUCUUUGUCAAGCAAGGUUCCACCAUGGACAGAUCAAUCACACCAAACUUCCAAAUACCCGCUGCUACAAUCCAAUGCUUUGCCUGCAUUGCGGUUGUGCUCUUCGUUCCAAUCUAUGACCGACUCCUAGUUCCGACAGCUAGAAUAUUAACCCUCAAACCCUCUGGAAUCUCAAUGCUCCAAAGAAUUGGAGUUGGGAUGUUCAUAUCCACUCUUUCAAUGGUGGUCGCCGCUCUUGUUGAACUCAAAAGAUUAUCAGUCGCUCAAGAACACGGCUUAACUCAUGACCCUAAUGCUACAAUUCCUAUCGCCAUCUGGUGGCUAACUCCUCAGCUCCUCCUCCUAGGAGUUUCGAGCGUUUUCACAAUGGUAGGUUUGCAGGAGUUCUUCUACGACCAAGUUUCGACCGAGCUCAGGAGUGUGGGACUUGCACUGUAUCUGAGCAUCUUCGGGGUGGGGAACUUGCUCAGCGGUGUUCUUGUAUCCGCCAUUGAAGAUGCAACUGGUGGACAUGGAAGGUCUGGCUGGUUUGCUAACAACAUAAAUAGCGCGCAUCUUGACUACUUUUAUUGGCUUCUUGCUGGCAUUGGUGAGGUGGGAUUACUUGCAUUCAUGUAUUUUGCUAACUCGUAUCUAUAUAAAUACAACAUAGAAAGAUCAACAGUAUAAUCCUCUCAAUGGAAAGGUGAGAAAUUUGAA
Benincasa hispida (wax gourd) is the source of this 1917-nucleotide messenger RNA. RefSeq names its product protein NRT1/ PTR FAMILY 5.10-like. Gene Ontology annotation, molecular function: dipeptide transmembrane transporter activity; tripeptide transmembrane transporter activity. Lineage: Eukaryota; Viridiplantae; Streptophyta; Magnoliopsida; Cucurbitales; Cucurbitaceae. Gene Ontology annotation, cellular component: membrane. Gene Ontology annotation, biological process: transmembrane transport; dipeptide transport. The record is from RefSeq and is a predicted model, not a curated record.